Messenger RNA from Blepharisma stoltei, 931 nucleotides. The record is from the annotation of a GenBank genome assembly. Lineage: Eukaryota; Ciliophora; Heterotrichea; Heterotrichida; Blepharismidae.
AUGGAUAGUGAUACCUUCUCUAACCAAAAAGGCUGGACAAAUAAGUUGAACGCUCUUAACGAAAUCAGAAACCUAAAACUGCACAAACCAGAGCUCGUUCUGAAAUAUGGAGCAACUCUUCUUACCAAACACAAAUGGAGGCUCGGAACUGACUAUUGGAAUGUAUGUGAAGAUGUAUUUUACGCUUCUUUAGAUACUUUAUCUCCAGAAUGAACUGAUUUUACCAUCAAAGCUCUGAGAAGACAAUUUGGCCAGACUGUAAGAGUUAUGAGAAUGGAAGGAAUUUUAUUUGAGCAUUCAGGACGAUUUAAUGAGGCAAUGAAAAUUUAUGAGGAAAUGCUUACCACUAAUCCAUUGGAUGCUGCAACUUGGAAGAGAAAAAUUGCACUCUUUAGAACUACUGGGAAAAUAGAUGAGGCAAUUAAUACUUUGAAUACUUAUCUUGAAACAUUUCAAGCAGAUAUAGAAGCUUGGGAAGAAUUAGCUGAUAUAGAUAUUUAUAGUGAUUAGAAGCUAAUUAGUAGAAAAGAAUUUUAUUGGUGUAGGAUUAUAAAUAAAUAUAGCAGAGAACUAGAGUAGAGUGACUAUGUAUAUUUAUUUAGCUAAUCAGCAUUUUUCACAAGCUGCAUAUUGCUAUGAAGAAAUUGUGCUGAGCUCUCCUGAAAACUGCUGGGUGAUAUUAAAGUAUGCCGAAAUGUUAUAUUCCAUAGGAACAUUAGAGAAAGUUAAUUUGGCAAGGAAAUAUUUUAUGCAAGCGAUUAUACUCAAUAAUCAGUGCACCAGAGCAAUGUGGGGAUUGUAUCAGUGCUGCAAUUUUAUUAAAUCAGGAAAGCCAGAUGAUGUUAAUACUAAACUCUUAGAUAAAGCCAAAGCAUUACUACAAAAAGCAUAUCAAGGAAGCCCAAUUCAAAUCAGUAAUUUGCUUAGCUAA